Messenger RNA from Penicillium roqueforti, 234 nucleotides. RefSeq lists its product as uncharacterized. The record is from RefSeq and is a predicted model, not a curated record. The transcript has 2 exons. The coding region runs from base 1 to 234 and encodes 77 amino acids. Lineage: Eukaryota; Fungi; Ascomycota; Eurotiomycetes; Eurotiales; Aspergillaceae.
AUGCCCGCGGAAAAUAUCAACUCAGACCUCGUCCAGCCUUGGCGGGAGUGGUAUACGGCCUUGAUGGGCUCAACUCCUAAGGGAGAAGCUAUUACCAUGAAAGAUGAUGUUGACGCCGGCAUGAAUCCCGCCAAGUACGGCAUGAGUCAACACGGAACCAUUGCGCUCGAUCCUAGAGCCGAUGUUGACUUUUCGAAGGAGAAGCCUAAGCCCUCGCGGUCUGUCAAGAAGUGA